AUGGCAACAACAAAUAGAAAUCUUAAUAAUGUUUAUUCCAAUGGAUCAAUGUCCAGUAAUUUUAAAAUAAUUCACGAUUGGUUUACGUCACUUCAAGAUGAGAAAGUGCCAUCAACUUUGAACUACAAUCCAAAGCUUAAUGCUAAAAUUCAUUUAGCCAUAACUGAAGAGCCUUCGGAAUAUGUGUCACCAAUUUGUGAUCAUCUUUUUUCACUCUAUCAUAAUGUACAACAUCGGCCAUUCGUACUUCAAUUUCUUCCGUCAUUCGUCAUAGCCUAUUAUGAUGUUCUUUACGAUCAUCGUCAUCUAGAAUCAAUUGAUGAUACAACUAAGGAUGUUUGUUCAACAAUUGAUACUUUCUUUGUCAGUCUUUACAAUCUAGUAAGUGUUCCAAAUUUGGCUCUUCCAUCUAUUUAUCAUACACCGAAUCCUGACCAUUAUGCUCCCACACCGCUCACUCAAUAUACGAUAUCGAAACAUGAGCAAAAAUGUGAAGUUAUUCGUUUACAAUCUUUUUCUCCACUUGAUUCCGUCAAUGGAAAUACAAGAGAACAAAUUCUCUGGUUUCUUCUUAUUCAAUAUAGUACAAAUAUGUCUUCUAUCGAUAAAUAUUCUCGCCAAUCAUAUAUAAAAAUGUCAAAAAAAUUGCUCGGCCAAGGUUUCUCAUUUAAUGGGGAUCAAUCAUUAAAAUCGAAAUCAAUUCUACCACCAACUGGUCGUCGUAUUCAUGUAUCCAGUCGAGUUAUGUCAGAAAUAUUAGGAACAUUAUUUUAUUUUAAAUUUAAUGAAUCAGAUAAUGAAGCAGAUGAAUGUAUGCGUUUAUUAAAAUAUCGUGCAGAAUAUGAAAUGUAUCCGGAUGUUAUAUUAAUGACUGAAUCAAUGGAAUAUUUACAUGAAUUUGAAACUCAACGACCUGAACAACACGAUACAAUUGGUAUUGAAAUAGAAUUACCACCAACGAUGGACAUAGUACGACAAAAACGAACGGCAACAACAAGACGUUCAAUUAAAAAUCGUCAACGUUCAAAUAAACAAAAUGAUACAACAGUUCUGAAUGAAACUAAUAUCGAUGAUAAUAUGAAUAUUACACCAUCAUCACCAUCACAACAGCCCAAACAUAAUAUGGUUGAUGAAAAUUCUCUAAUACCUGAAUAUAAAAAUUAUUAUGAUAAUGAUAAUAAUCAAUCAUCACCAAUAAUUGAUGAAGCACGAUCAAAUAUUUCCUCAUCAAUUGGUCCAGCUACAUCAACACCAUCUCCAUCAUCAACACGGCAUUAUAAACCAGUAUCAUUAACAUCAACGCAAACUUAUUUUAAAAAUGUUCAACAACAACAACAACAACAAAGCGGUUCAUCACCGAUUUUACAACUCAAAGCUAUGAAACAUGAUAAUGAUGGUCAUAAAGAUAAAGAAUCAAUAUCAGUGUUAACAUCAUCACAUUCAUCUAGCAUGAAGCAUGGAGGAAAAAAAGAUGUUAUAACAACAGUUAGAUUUAUUGGCGGUACAUCACAUGAAAACGAAACAAAUAUUGAAGAAACAUAUCUUUAA
Messenger RNA from Rotaria sp. Silwood1, 1548 nucleotides. NCBI's taxonomy places the organism in Eukaryota, Metazoa, Rotifera, Eurotatoria, Philodinida, Philodinidae. The record is from the annotation of a GenBank genome assembly.